CGAUGAAGAGCACAUUCGAGAAAUCGAAGCGAACAACCAACCUUGUGCAAAGAGACCAAGACUCACCUAACUCUAAAAUAAAAUGGAUCUAUCUGCACUCAACAAGAUUGCUGAGCGCGAGUUCUUGCCUAAGAAGAAAGUCACGGACUUGGAAAAAGAUCAUGAGUACAUGGUGACUGCAUUCAAGGAAGUAAAGACGAGAUUCGGCACAAAGAUCGUGGCUGAGAUCGAUGACAGCUUUCAAAUAUUUCUGCCCGGGAAGAUCUCAUCAGCAAUCUUGAAAGAUCAAGAAUUUUUCAAUAAUCUCUCUAACACAGCAAAUAAACUUAGUUUAUUUAUAACAUAUCAUAAGGGUGGAACUUCUAUUAAGUUCACCACAUGCUAAAAUAAUGAAAUACAAAGACUGAUAAUUGUUAAA
Messenger RNA from Nasonia vitripennis (jewel wasp), 418 nucleotides. RefSeq lists its product as uncharacterized. The transcript has 2 exons. The record is from RefSeq and is a predicted model, not a curated record. Lineage: Eukaryota; Metazoa; Arthropoda; Insecta; Hymenoptera; Pteromalidae. Bases 83 to 385 code for a protein of 100 amino acids.